GAGACUCGCCUGGUAUAAAAUGCAGGUGAAGACCCUGAAUGAAACGCACAAUACACAGCUAAACGUCAGUUGGUAUGGAAAUGCGCACGAAAUGAAAGGGAGCCGAACGCAACGGCCCCGAGAAGGGAAGCGACGGCCAGCAGACGGCCAGCCAGCUCUUGCCCGAAACAGGCAAGCCAGCGCUAAUGCGGAGGACGUGGCCAAUCCGAAGCCGCCCGCGUUGCUCCCCGGAAACUCCCUAGUCAGAAAAUAAAAUACACGCAACUCGCCUCGCCGCCGCCGCCGACUUGAUCCGUCUGGUCUUUCCUGCACCUCCAUCCCAUUCCACCCCCAUCCCAUCCAUCACUAUUUAUCUCAAUUGAUCGCCUGCUGCUCUGACAGCUUCUCCUUCUUCGCUUCCAUCUCCUCCCUGGACCUCCUGGGUGCUUGCUUCAAUUUCCUUCCGGACUCUCUGCUCUGUCCUCCCCUCCCACUCCUCCAUCCCGCCAUGUUGUCCACCCUCAGAGUCGCCAGCCGUAAGGCUGCUUCGCGUGACGCUAGUGCGCGCACCGUCCUGGCCGGUGCCAGGCAUGCGUCCGCCUGGUCCAACGUUCCCCAGGGUCCUCCGGAUGCCAUCCUGGGUAUCACCGAGGCCUACAAGGCCGAUUCCUUCAAGGAAAAGAUCAACCUCGGUGUUGGCGCCUACCGUGACGACAAGGGCAAGCCCUACGUUCUGCCCUCCGUCCGUGUCGCGGAGGACAAGGUUGUUGCCACCCGCUACGACAAGGAAUACGCUGGCAUCACCGGUAUCCCUGCCUUCACCAAGGCAGCUGCUGAGCUGGCCUACGGCUCCGAUUCCGCUGUCCUCAAGGAGGACCGCCUGGUCAUCACCCAGACCAUCUCCGGUACCGGCGCCCUGAGAAUCGGCGGAGCUUUCCUCCAGCGCUUCUACCCCGACGCCAAGAAGAUCUACCUCCCCAACCCCAGCUGGGCCAACCACGCCGCCGUCUUCAAGGACUCCGGUCUGGAGGUCGAGAAGUACAGGUACUACAACAAGGACACCAUUGGCCUCGAUUUCGAGGGCCUGAUUGCCGACAUCAAGGCUGCCCCCGAGAAGAGCAUCAUCCUGCUCCACGCCUGCGCUCACAACCCUACCGGUGUCGACCCCACCGAGGAGCAAUGGCGCCAGAUCAGCGAUGUUGUGAAGGAGAAGGGACACUUUGCUUUCUUCGACAUGGCCUACCAGGGCUUCGCCAGCGGUAACGCUGACCGCGAUGCGUUCGCCCCGAGACACUUUGUGAAGGAGGGCCACAACAUUGCCCUGUGCCAGAGCUUUGCCAAGAACAUGGGUCUGUACGGUGAGCGUGUUGGUGCCUUCUCCCUGGUCUGCGAGAACACCGAGGAGAAGAAGCGCGUGGAGUCCCAGAUCAAGAUCCUCAUCCGCCCCUUCUACUCGAACCCUCCCAUCCACGGUGCCCGCGUCGCCUCGACCAUCAUGAACGAUCCCGAGCUCAACCAGCAGUGGCUGGGUGAGGUCAAGGACAUGGCUGACCGCAUCAUCGAGAUGCGCUCUCUCCUCCGCACGAACCUGGAGAAGCUGGGCAGCAAGCACGACUGGUCUCACAUCACCAGCCAGAUCGGCAUGUUCGCCUACACCGGUCUCAAGCCCGAGCAGAUGGAUGCUCUGGCCAAGGAGCACUCCGUCUACGCCACCAAGGACGGCCGUAUCUCCGUGGCCGGGAUCACCUCGGGCAACGUGCAGCGUCUUGCCGAGUCCAUCUUCAAGAUCACCGGUUAA
Aspergillus heteromorphus CBS 117.55 is the source of this 1777-nucleotide messenger RNA. RefSeq names its product putative aspartate aminotransferase. The record is from RefSeq and is a predicted model, not a curated record. Lineage: Eukaryota; Fungi; Ascomycota; Eurotiomycetes; Eurotiales; Aspergillaceae. Gene Ontology annotation, biological process: biosynthetic process; L-aspartate catabolic process. Gene Ontology annotation, cellular component: mitochondrion. Bases 488 to 1777 code for a protein of 429 amino acids. Gene Ontology annotation, molecular function: pyridoxal phosphate binding; L-aspartate:2-oxoglutarate transaminase activity. The transcript is spliced from 6 exons.